AUGUUCCGUUUUUAAUUGACUUGAAUCUUAUCAAGUAAGUCUUUCUGCAAGUGUUAAAAUAUGAUUCUUACGAAAAUUUUACAAAUUUGUUUGAUGAACAAUAGCGUGGUUCAUAUGUAUACUUCAUAGAUGCAAAAUUUGUUUUUUUACCGGCUAAUUUGUCAUUAUUUUUGUAUUUUCACUUUUGAGUGGAAUAGUGAGUGUUUGAGUGGCCUUUUAUAAACAUAGAUAUACUUUAUACAGUAUGUACAGUAAAAAUAUGCUAACUAUAUUAGAGUACAAAUUUCUUCCAUUGUCGAAUAUCUAUUUUUUUAAAAUUUUACGGUUUACUUAAUAGCAAUUCAUUCGUUUUGGACAGGAUUUAUUCUACGAGGUUUAGUUUAAGAACAAUUGCACAUUCCUAUUAUAAUCAUACCUAUUUUUUUUCUGUUAUAUAUUUAUCAUAGAAUUUUGCUAUCACUUAAUUAGCUGAUAAGUUUAUGCUGUCAUAUGCUUAAUUUUAGUCCUUAAUAUGCUGUUUGAUUACUAUAUACACCUACUGAUUGUAGUUAAUUUCAAGAAAUAACGUAUUGCAUAAGCAGGAGGGUUUACACGUGACGUGAUGAAAUAGUACUACGUAUCUUUCAACGUAAUAAUUUAAUUGUUAUUGACAUUUGCUCAGUGCUUGUUUCCACCAAGAAAUUUCUAGUUUAAUUAAGCCUAAGAUACUAUCACAAUGAAAACUUUAAUGAUAUUUUGAAUAGAGAAAGUAAAAUUUGACACUAAAUACAUAAAAUACCUUUGAAAACAUAACUGUUACAAUAUACUUGAAUGAUUUCUAAGAGUUAAAAUAUUCAGCAUCUAAAAUUUAGACAUAAGUUGAUCUAAUAAUGAAAUUAAUCGAUUUAAAUUAUUGAUCCUUCCUCUCACGUGCGUUUCAACAUAUUGAUUUUUUUUCCAACCGUAAAAACAUCAGUUACUUUAACGCCACCGUUCAAACUAAACGAAAAAAUAUACUUGGCUAUUUUUAUUUUGUUCAUUUACGAUCAUUAAAUGACCACUUUAUGACCAACUUAUGGAGGUCGAACUACAAACUGCCGUUGAUGAUUUAUUAAAUAGCUCGGAAAAAAGAAAGUUUAUACAGUCUUUAUCUAAUUAUCAUAAGAGUAGAAAUGUGUACGAGUUUGGGGAAGAUUUGAAGGAAUUAUUAGAUACUCCUGCUAAAAGAACGCUUGUCGAAAAAGUCAGGAAAGUUGUUCCGUUGGCCGAUUUACGAUUCUUUGAUCAAUGCAUGAGAACGAGAGAAUGGAUUAAUGAGCGUAAUUCCUCAAUUAUUCAUGAAACUAUUGAUUUAAAUGAAUUGGCGAUUGAGGACGAGAGAACAGUCGUCAUUUCGGAUAUUAGAUCAACGCUAGAUUUGGGAUUUAGUAUAAGAGGAGGUAUUGAAUUUGGAACGGGAGUCUAUAUAUCGCACGUCGAUAGUGAUUCCAUAGCGGAAACUCAUGGAUUAACUCCUGGAGAUUUGAUUGUUUCAGUUAAUGGGAUUGAUUUUAGCAAUGUUUCCCAUGUUCAAGCAGCAAAGCUGAUAAAAUCUAGUAGACGACUAGAAAUAGUAUUAAAGAAUACGGGAAGGGUGCCUGGAACUAGCGAAACACUAAAGGAAUAUACCUGGGUUGAUCCUUUCGGGAGAAGUGUUUCGCCACCCUUAUCCGAUUAUGGAGGAGAUUGCCCGGAGAGAAAGGUCAAUUUGGACCUUUCGGAUCAUAAACCCUUAGGAUUGAUGAUUAGGGGAGGACGCGAGUUUGGGUUGGGAAUUUACAUAACAGGCGUAGACUUAGGCUCUAUAUCGGAACAAUCAGGUUUGAAGGUGGGGGAUCAAAUACUGGAUGUCAACGGAAAGAGUUGCAUUGAUAUUUCUCACAUGGAAAUGGUUAACAUCUUAAAGAAUAACAACCAUUUAAUAAUGACUGUCAAAAGUGUAGGGAAAUUACCGUACGCUAAAACUACUUAUGAUCAACUUAUGUGGUACUCUAGCAAUAAAACUAACAGUUCAACAGAUUCUCCAAGACAACGUCGAGCUAAAGCUGUCCCAGCACCAGAAGUACCAAUUGGAAAGUUGAGAAACAAAACCUUUACUCAGGCGGAAAUUCAUAGCCUAAAUGAGGAUAGUGGUGUUGAACUGAAUGGGAACAGUUCAACAAGCUCGAACAAACUCGUUACUCUCUCACCAGAGGCCACUAUCAUUAAUGAUAGUAUAGAUGAUUAUAAUUAUAGAGAUCCAAAGCAAAAUUAUUAUAGAUUUAGAACUGCUUCUAUUAGCCAUAAAAUAGCCAAUACGUUAGAGUCUCUGGAAGAGAUUCCGCAAAAACCGUCAAAUGGUAGGAAAUUUAUCAAGAGGAGUGAAGAUAAAAGAGAUUUCGAAAGAAUGAAAAGGGAAAGAGAUCUAAUAUACAGAGAUACUGACGAUAUUGCAAUUAGCGAACAAUUAAAUGACGAUGAUGAAAGUGAAGAAAAUUUUGUAAGAGUCAUAGAGCCAAAUCAAGAACGCCAUUCGGAAUAUAUAUCAUACUCGCCAAUAAAACCUCCAAGAAAAUCAGUUAAUUAUAGAAAAACAGCGAAUGAUUCAUCGAGCUCAUCAGAUUUUAAUGAAGAUGACUGGUGUUUUGACAAAGAAAUAGAAGCGGAAGUUCAUAGACCUGAUACCGAUUCUAAACCUCUUAUUUGGGUCGAAUCAUCGUUUGUAAGAUCAUCGCCAAGACCAAAAAUUCAACCUAUAUCUCCGUACGUACGGAAAGCACUGGAUAAAAAAUCGGAUGAGACAAGAUCAACAUCUCGUGUUGAGGUUAGACCAAAAACACCAACUCCUUCUCAUAAGAAAGAGGAAAUUCCUGAAAUUAAGGCAAUUCCUCCAGAUGUAUUGAAGGCUCUUGUUAAGAAAGUAGAAGAAAAUCAGUCACGUGCAAAUUCUAGAAAUUCACCCUCUCCCGUUCCUUUUCUCCAGGAAUCAAAUAAUUUUACGACUUAUACAACGGCCAGUACCUCUACUCAGGGAGACGAUCGGCAAGAUUUUAGAGCAAAAACACCAAUUUCUUUAUACGAAGAAAAUUGGGACCGUCUAUCGUCACGUAAACAUAAGCCAGAUGAAGAAAUUAAGAUAAUAUCGAUGAGAAAAUUAAAACCUACGCUGGGAAUAGCUAUUGAAGGAGGAGCAAAUACUAAACUUCGAAUGCCUCGCUUAAUAAGCGUCCAGCCUGGAGGCUCCGCAUAUGCUUCAGGCGAAUUAAAAGUUGGUCAUGUAAUCCUUAGUGUAAACGGUAUCGAAACCGACGGCCUCAAUCACGAAGAUAUAGCUAAAUUAAUUGCAAAAGCUUUCAAGGAUAAAAAUGAUAGCAUUGCUUUCAAAGUCAAAGAUUCAAACCGAAAAGUUCAAUUAUGA
Dimorphilus gyrociliatus is the source of this 3415-nucleotide messenger RNA. The record is from the annotation of a GenBank genome assembly. NCBI's taxonomy places the organism in Eukaryota, Metazoa, Annelida, Polychaeta, Dinophilidae.